UGUCGCUUGUUGCCUCGUUCAGAGAGGCUCGGUGCUGCAGCUCUGCCAUUGGUGGACCAGCUUGUUUUCCUGCUAUAUAGCUGUAGUAACAGCAGCUCUCAGUACAGGAGGACCUCUACACAGCAGUCAUGUACCUGUAUCUCCUGGGCCUGGUGGUGUUCUACUACCUGUACCGCUGGAUCAGGGAGUUACCCAGAGUCCCUGAUAAGGGCAACAAGUAUGUGUACAUCACAGGCUGCGACUCUGGCUUUGGCAACCUCCUGGCCCGCCAUCUGGACAAGAAGGGGUUCAGAGUGAUUGCUGGGUGUUUCACUGAGAAGGGAGAAGAGGAUCUGAAGAAGUCCUGCUCCAGCAACCUGAUCGCAACACACCUGGAUGUUAGGUCGAAGGACAGCGUCGCCAAAGUUGCAGCAAUGAUCAAGGACAAAGUGGGGGAGCGAGGCUUAUGGGCUGUGGUGAACAACGCAGGCGUGUCCGUCCCCAGUGCCCCGAAUGACUGGCUGACCAUUGAUGACUUCAAGUACAUGCUGGACAUCAACCUGAAUGGGGUGAUCGCAGUGACCAUUAGCGUCCUGCCGCUAAUCAAGAAGGCCAGGGGAAGGGUGGUCAAUGUAGCCAGUGUGUUCGGGAGGAUCAGUCCCACAGGAGGCCCGUACACUAUCUCUAAGUACGGUGUGGAAGCGUUCAAUGACAGCCUCAGGUUAAAUAUGACACCUUUUGGUGUCAAAGUCCUCUGCAUCGAGCCAGGCUUCUUCAAAACAAACGUGACUGACACUGCUAUCCUGAGCAAUAACCUGAAGGUGCUGUGGGACAAACUCCCCCAGGACGUCAGAGAUGACUAUGGGCCUGAUUAUUUACAAAAAGGACUUGCGUUAGUUUCAGACAGAGUUGCCAAGAUAAGUGAUGGAGAUCUGAUGAAGGUGGUCAGCUGUAUGGAGCACGCCAUAUCUGCUGUCCGGCCCCGCACCCGCUACUCUCCGGGCUGGGACGCCAAGUUUUUCUGGCUGCCACUGUCAUACAUGCCAACCUGUGUCUCUGAUUACAUCCUGAACAAAGAAGCCAUUCCUAUUGCCAAGCAAGUGCAAUAAACCGUGCUUUAUUGUAUCCACAUCUGGACUUUUUACGCAAUUUAACAAUAUAAAUCUACCAGUCCACUGAUGUCUUUGUCAUUCCUGAUUAAAGUCUCCUUCCUAUCUACGUUUGUGUUUCCAACAUUUGGCAGGUGGUAUAAACAACACAAUUUAAUGCAA
Messenger RNA from Epinephelus fuscoguttatus (brown-marbled grouper), 1250 nucleotides. RefSeq names its product retinol dehydrogenase 7-like. Lineage: Eukaryota; Metazoa; Chordata; Actinopteri; Perciformes; Serranidae. The transcript is spliced from 5 exons. The coding region runs from base 129 to 1088 and encodes 319 amino acids. The record is from RefSeq and is a predicted model, not a curated record. Gene Ontology annotation, molecular function: oxidoreductase activity.